This is a messenger RNA of Astyanax mexicanus (Mexican tetra), 1923 nucleotides long. RefSeq names its product asparaginyl-tRNA synthetase 2, mitochondrial (gene nars2). Gene Ontology annotation, molecular function: ATP binding; nucleic acid binding; asparagine-tRNA ligase activity. The record is from RefSeq and is a predicted model, not a curated record. Gene Ontology annotation, cellular component: mitochondrion. NCBI's taxonomy places the organism in Eukaryota, Metazoa, Chordata, Actinopteri, Characiformes, Acestrorhamphidae. The coding region runs from base 195 to 1658 and encodes 487 amino acids. Gene Ontology annotation, biological process: asparaginyl-tRNA aminoacylation. The transcript has 14 exons.
GCGGAGUGUGACCAGGAAGUUGUUUUCGGCGCAGCGUGAAUGCAUGUCCUACAGCCCAGGGACCAGAUUUCUACAGUUUAGCUUAGUUUUUAAGCUCGAUAUUUUUAUAUUCACAGUAUAACAGCAUAUUUAACUAUGAGUUUACACUUUACUCACACGGCGAGCCGCUGACUCCUCCCCCUUUGCGCGCUACAAUGAUAUUAAACAGGUUACGGCUGAUCCGCAGAGCUGCUUCUGCUCCAGGCUGCAGUCUGUGUAUCUCUCUCAGUAAACAGCUCUACUGCAGCUCUGCCAGGAGAACCAGGGUCCGGGAUGCUCUCUCCAGCCUGGAAACCGGAUCCAGUAUCAGAAUACAGGGCUGGGUUCGUUCUGUCCGAUCACAGAAGAACAACCUCUUUCUGCAUGUGAGUGAUGGAAGCUCCUUGCAGCCUCUUCAAGUGGUAGCCAGCUCAGACCUAAAUACAAGAGAAUUAACAUUUGGCUGUGCUGUUGACAUCAUUGGAAGCUUGGAAAAGAGCCCCAGCAAAAAGCAGAGUGUGGAGUUACAAGCCAGUCAUGUCAAAGUGAUCGGGGAGUGCAAUCCUGUGGACUUCCCCUUUAAGAUUAAGGAACGGCAUUCCCUGGAGUACAUCAGACAGUAUCCUCACCUGAGAUGCCGAACCAACGCUUUUAGCUCCCUGCUCAGGAUACGCAGUGAGGCCACUUCUGCCAUCCAUUCUUAUUUUAGGGAUAAUGGCUUUGUUCAAAUCCACACACCCAUAAUUACUUCAAACGACUGUGAAGGAGCAGGAGAACUCUUCCAAGUCGAACCUGCAGGCAACGAACACAGCUCGGACAAAGAAAAUCCUCAUUUUUUCUCCGUGCCCUCCUAUCUCACUGUGUCAGGGCAGCUGCACCUGGAAGUAAUGGCAGGAGCUUUUCCGGCCGUCUACACGUUUGGCCCGACGUUUCGAGCGGAGAAUUCCCAGAGCAGGAGGCACCUGGCCGAGUUUUAUAUGGUGGAGGCAGAGAUCUCCUUCACUGAGUCCCUGGAGGACCUUCUAAAGCUCAUGGAGGAUCUGCUCAAAACUAGCACUGAACAUCUGCUUUCUCACUGUGCUGAGGAUGUGGAGUUAUUCCAUAAAUACGUCUCACCUGGUCACAGGGAAAAAGUGGACCUCAUUCUGAAGAGAAAAUUUAACGUAAUAUCUUAUACAGAGGCAAUUGACAUUCUAAAGCGCAGCUCCCAGCAGUUCAUCUACAAACCAGAGUGGGGCUGUGAUCUUCAGACCGAGCAUGAGAAGUUCCUAGUUAAGCACUGUGGGGAUGUUCCAGUCUUUGUAACUGAUUACCCCUAUGACCUGAAGCCUUUUUACGCCAGAGACAACCAGGAUCAGCCUCAGCACACGGCAGCAGCUGUAGACCUCUUGGUGCCCAUUGUGGGGGAGCUGUGUGGCGGUUCUCUUAGAGAGGAAAGACCAGAGCUAUUGAAGACACGGCUAGCUCGGGCUGGACUGGAGGAGACCUAUGCAUGGUAUUUGCAGCUGAGAGAGUUCGGUUCAGUCCCUCAUGGUGGCUUUGGGAUGGGCUUCGAGAGAUACCUGCAGUGUGUUUUAGGAGUCGACAACAUCAAAGACACUAUUCCCUUUGCACGCUCUUCACGCUCCUGCCUUCUAUGAAGGAGUCUAGAAGGAACUUCGUAAUAAAAUGAUGGAAUGGAUUUGUUAUUGUUGCAUAUGUCCUAAUAGAGUGACUAAUGUGGCCAAAUGGUGAGGCAGAGUCGCGUUUUUUGAAUAAUGAGUUCCUAAUGCACAGGAGCAGAUGGUGAGAGAUAGUAAAUUAUUUCAGAUUUCAUUAAGAAUUUUGUGUUGGUUUAUUUUAAUGAGGAAUUUCAAGCUCCCUGACACAUCUUUUAAUAUGCAAUAAACACCCUCUCUUGUAAAA